CCGUGUGCCGUAGCUGCUGUUACCCUGCGUGUAUAAAAAGAGCCUCACUGUUCCCCACUACAAUCACUGCACCUCCACAGAGUGUGUGUGUCUCAUCCUCAGCAACAUCCUCCACAGCUCACUAAGAGUCUGAAUCAUGUCUGAUGUAGAAGAAGAAUACGAAGAGCAGGCGGAGGAGGCAGAAGAGGAACAAGAGGAAGAAGAAGCCAUCAGACAGGAGGAUGAAGAGCAGCAGGAAUACACGGAUUAUCAAGAAGAAAACCAGGAAGAAGAGGAGGAACGGCCACGCCCCAAGCCGAUGGCUCCUCAACUCGCUCCUCCGAAGAUCCCUGAAGGAGAGAGAGUCGACUUCGAUGACAUUCACAGGAAGAGGAUGGAGAAAGACCUGUUGGAGUUGCAGACUCUGAUUGAGGCUCACUUUGAGCAGAGGAAGAAGGAGGAGGAGGAGCUGAUUGGACUGAAGGAGCGAAUUGAGAGACGGCGCUCGGAGAGAGCCGAGCAGCAGCGUGUCCGAGCCGAGAAAGAGCGAGACCGACAAACACGCAUCGCUGAAGAACGUCAGAGGAAGGAGGAUGAGGAGGCAAAGAAGAGAGCAGAUGAUGAAGCUAAGAAGAAGAAAGUUUUGUCCAACAUGGGAGCAAAUUUUGGUGGCUUCCUCGCUAAGGCAGAGCAGAGACGAGGGAAGCGUUUGACUGGGAGGGAAAUAAAGCGGAAAACUUUAUCAGAAAGACGAGCAGCUCUCGGCAUUGAAAAUUUGAGAGAGGACGGACUGAGGCAGCGAGCUCAGGAGAUGUGGGAGUGGAUUUAUCAGCUGGAGUCGGAGAAGUUUGACUUCAUGGAUCAGAUGAAGAGGCAGAAAUAUGAGAUUGUGGUUCUGCUAAACAGGAUUUCACACGCCCAAAAGUUCAAAAAGGUCCAUGGAAAGGGAAAAGUCGGAGGUCGCUGGAAAUAAACUGUUUUGUUCUUACAAAGCAGAAGUUAGAAAACGGAUGCAGAGAAAACAGAAAUGAAAUUAGACAAGAAAUGGAAUAAAAAAAACCUCUUCCUCUUCACUCAUUCACAGAAUCUGCACACUCGUCUUUAGAAUAAAAAUAUUCUCUAAUCUUUA
This is a messenger RNA of Pangasianodon hypophthalmus (striped catfish), 1108 nucleotides long. It is a transcript of the gene tnnt1, whose product is annotated as troponin T type 1 (skeletal, slow). The record is from RefSeq and is a predicted model, not a curated record. Gene Ontology annotation, biological process: regulation of muscle contraction; sarcomere organization; slow-twitch skeletal muscle fiber contraction. Bases 137 to 952 code for a protein of 271 amino acids. The transcript is spliced from 15 exons. Gene Ontology annotation, molecular function: tropomyosin binding; troponin T binding. NCBI's taxonomy places the organism in Eukaryota, Metazoa, Chordata, Actinopteri, Siluriformes, Pangasiidae. Gene Ontology annotation, cellular component: troponin complex.